AUGGAGCAAUCAUUGGGGUUCGCAAAAAUGAUCGAGAGGAUGAAGGAGGAGCUCUUCUCUCCAUUGGCCAACCUCUUCGCCCUCUUACCCGUCUCUGCAUAUGAGACAGCUUGGGUUGCCAUGGUGCCUGACCCUGAUGAACCAACUAGCCCAAUGUUUUCGGAGUAUUUGGACUGGAUCCUACCCAGUCAAAAUGCUCUGGGCUUUUGGUUCGACGAGCAACAUGGGAGGUUUUGUUGGUUCAUUGAUGAUGAGAAAAUGCUAUCACAUAUGAAAGAUAACUAUGCCUUCUUUUUAGGCCCCAUGCUUAGCAUUUACAAAGCAUCACAUAUUGCUUUUUUGGAGGAUCAUGAUCUUGAUAAGGCAGAGGUGUUCUCCUGGAACAUCUUGCAGAAGGGACUCAAGAGCAUAAAAUCCCAAAAUGAAACCAAUAUUUCAUAUUCAUUAAAAAAAUUUGAACAAGAGAUUGAGCAUGAGUUAGAGGUUAAAUGGCUAGCACGAAUGGAUCAUUUGGAGCAUAUAUUGUGCAUUGAAGGAGGAGGGAUCUACAACUUCUGGGUGGGAAAGAAUGCAACAUAUAGGGUCUUACAAAAAAAUGACCUCCCCCAACUUGCUAUUGAUAAUUUUAUGAUGAGGCAAUCAACAUAUAGAAAGGAGCUUCAGGAAUUACACAGGUGGUCUAAGGAUACUGGUCUCUCCAUGAUGGGAUUCGGCAUAGAAAAGACAACAUACUGCUAUUUUGUCAUGACUUCUUCAAGUUGCCUCCCUCUUGACACAUAUUCAAGGAAGGAAGCAACAAAAUGUGCAAUCUUGAUUACGGUUGCAGAUGAUUUUUUUGAUGAGAAAGGCUCAAUGCAUGAAUUAUCCAUCCUAACAGAUGCGGUUCAAAGGCAGGAAAAUAUUAUAUGUUACUUAUGA
Messenger RNA from Dendrobium catenatum, 918 nucleotides. Its product is annotated as S-linalool synthase-like. The transcript is spliced from 5 exons. Lineage: Eukaryota; Viridiplantae; Streptophyta; Magnoliopsida; Asparagales; Orchidaceae. The record is from RefSeq and is a predicted model, not a curated record. Gene Ontology annotation, biological process: diterpenoid biosynthetic process. Bases 1 to 918 code for a protein of 305 amino acids. Gene Ontology annotation, molecular function: terpene synthase activity; magnesium ion binding.